AUGCGUGAACAGAAAUUCAUAAUUACUUUAUUAAUUCUUACAUUCCAAAUCUACGCCAUUACUGCCCAAUUACCCGGAACCACUACGCCAGGUACAAGCACAUUACCAGGGGCUGGUGGAAUGCCGCCAAUGGGAGGACAAGGUGGUGGAGGAGAACGACCAAAACUUCCAUUCGGGGAUAAGAAGCUAGGAAACCCGUCACCAACAACACCGCAAUCACAGCAUUCAGAUUCUCAACCGCAACCCAAUUUACCGAUAAAUCAACAACAACCUAACCCGCAAAUAAAUCAGCAACAACCAAACUCACCAGUAAAUCGUCAACAACCCAAUUCGCCAAAAACGUCACCGGUUCCGACGGUUGGUUCGAAUGCAGUCACUGACCAGAACGCGCAAAUUAAACCACCUGUAAGCACACAACAGACACCCAGUCCCUCUACAAAUGCUGUCAAACAUUCUAAUUCACCACAAAAUGACAGUGGUCCGCAUUUCAACGAAACAACAUCAACAUCGAACGGGAGCUUUAGGAAUGUGGAUUGUAAUGGAUUAACGAUGGGAAUUGUAAUGAUAAUGAUGAGUUUGUGGAUUAAUGAUAUGCUUUAA
Dentiscutata heterogama is the source of this 600-nucleotide messenger RNA. The record is from the annotation of a GenBank genome assembly. NCBI's taxonomy places the organism in Eukaryota, Fungi, Glomeromycota, Glomeromycetes, Diversisporales, Gigasporaceae.